UCUACCUGUCUACCUGUCUACCUGUCUACCUGUCUACCUGUCCGAAUCCAACCGCCACCGCAUCCAUGCCAUGAGAAUCCAGGAAACGCUGAGGAAGGCCAGGGACAAAGAGUCCUUCAACUGGAACAUUAAAGUGCCUAGCAACAUAGUGGAUUGGCAGCAGCAGCCACGGGGGCAGUACCAGAGAUUCCACCCCAUCCAUAACUUCCAUCUGCAGCAGGCGCUGGAGAGGAAGCAGCCCCGUGUGGAGGUCUCUGUCCGGGGGAAAAUGUGCAAGUUCACCCUGCCUGACAGGGCUGCUAACAAGACAAGUGGAAACAUCCUCAAAAGCAGACAAAUCGACAAGUUAGCAGCUCAACCUAUUGAGAGUCUCCCUCAGCAUUGGGAUGCCAUGCCAGCCAACACGUCCUGCCUGUCCUGCCUCAUCCAGCCAGGAAGCCCAGAGCACAAUAAAGUUUUAAACCUGUUCCGAGCCACCUGCCCCAACAAAGUUAUAAAGAUUGAGAGGAUCCAGAACCCAACCCUGUGGAGGAGUCUCCAGAUCAAGAAACAUGACAUGGAGCUCAGGAACGGUCACCAGAAGAAUGAGAAGAGGCUCUUCCAUGGAACAUGCCACACAACCAUCAAUCACAUCAACAACCAUGGCUUCAAUCGGAGCUUUGCUGGGAAAAAUGCUACAGCAUUUGGAAACGGCACCUACUUUGCUGUUGGUGCCAGCUACUCUGCCAGUAGCACAUACUCAAGAGCGGAUCUCCAAGGGCAGAAGAAUAUGUACCUAUGUCGAGUUCUGACUGGAGAUUUCACAGCAGGACGACGUGGGAUGACAGUGCCUCCAGCUAAAAGCACCACGACUGUUGAACUCUUCAACAGCGUGACAGACCACCCAUCAAGGCCAUCUAUGUUUGUUGUUUUCCAUGACAAUCAGGCAUAUCCUGAGUACUUGAUCACUUUCUUCUAGACCCUGCGGAGAAAAGCAAAGAAAUCAAUGCUCUUACUAAACUUUCAAAAGUCUUCCUUAUGAUUAUGACUAUGUCCCUUAUAAACUGUUAUACACAACUUUUAUUGAAGAAAUGAAAAUGACUGAUGUCACUUCUGCAUGGAAAAGUGUAACCAUUACAGGUUAUAAUGUAACCCGGUUCAAUCUAACCCUAGCCUGAACCACAACC
Salvelinus namaycush (lake trout) is the source of this 1166-nucleotide messenger RNA. RefSeq names its product protein mono-ADP-ribosyltransferase PARP15-like. The record is from RefSeq and is a predicted model, not a curated record. Gene Ontology annotation, cellular component: cytoplasm; nucleus. The coding region runs from base 71 to 958 and encodes 295 amino acids. The transcript has 4 exons. Gene Ontology annotation, biological process: negative regulation of gene expression. Gene Ontology annotation, molecular function: NAD+ poly-ADP-ribosyltransferase activity; transcription corepressor activity. Lineage: Eukaryota; Metazoa; Chordata; Actinopteri; Salmoniformes; Salmonidae.